AUGAGUACUACAUCCCGCUCGUCAGCACUAGAGGUCAACGAAGAUCGCACUCGAUUUGUUCCCCCUCACGUCGGCCGUUAUGUCCUACCCAAUAGCCCGCUAUUCGCAAAGCUCCUCAGACACGCCCGUCGCAGCCGUCUAGCCAUCCGAGACAAUGUUCUCAAACUCGAAAAAUCCUACGGAGAUCUUUUGGUAGACGUUUUAUCUUAUCGAGGGUUUUUGGAAUCAUCUCUGGGCAGCACCGUCCUGGAGCGCCUUGAUAGGGAAGAGGAGGUGUACAUAGGUGUGCUUGCCGCAGGUGGCUAUGAAUUUGCCGUCGCUAUCCUCGCAGUGCACAGCCUCGGGGCAGCAGCAGUGCCGAUGACACCCAAAAACCCCGUUGAAGAAGCUGCCUACUUUGUCCAGAAAGCUCGACAGGUCGCUAUAAUUCAUUCGUCCGCCGCAGGAAAGCUCGCCCACUCAGUGAAGGACUAUGUCAACCACCAAGGCGUAAAUAUCCAGUGUUUCGAGGUUCUACCUCAUCUUUCAAAGGAAGCUUCCAUCUCUCCCUAUGAUCUGACUAUAUCCUCUACUAAAACUCUCGACGGCAAUUCUCCUGGGGUUGUCAUCUUUACAUCCGGUACAACGGGAAAGUCAAAGGGCGCGGUCAUGCGUCGCUCUUAUACCUAUGAGACUGCUACCGCCAUUGGUGACGGCUAUGACAUCGUUCCUUCCGAUGUUAUUCUGCAUGUUCUCCCGGUACAUCAUACAACAGGCCUUGGGACAUCCUUCUUUCCAUUUUUGAACUAUGGCGCAUGUAUCGAGUUUCAGACUGACAGUUUCGACCCGGCCUGGGCUUGGAACCGAUGGAAACAGGGUGGAAUUACCGUUUUCUCCGGGGUGCCCACUAUAUACAUGAGGAUGAAAUGGUACUUUGAGAACCAUAUCGCGUCUCUUCCUGCAACUGAGAAGCAAGAGUAUGUCACUGGAGCCAAUCAAAUCCGGGCAUUACUCUGUGGAUCUAGCGCGCUAGUUGACUCUGUUCAGAACUUCUGGACAAGUUUGCGGGGGCGACCAAUUCUGGCUCGAUAUGGUGCAUCAGAGUUCCCUGGUUGUAUUAAAAUCGGUGCCGAGCUUGAUCCCCAUCUGCCAGCGGGGUCGGUUGGCACAGCUAUUCCAGGUGUGGACCUAAAGCUCAGCGAGGGGGACCAUGGUGAACUUCUUGUGAAAACCCCCUGGAUGUUUUCCAAAUACCUUUACGAUCACGAGGCCACAUGCGCAGCUCAUGAUUCCGAUGGGUAUUUUAAGACUGGGGAUAUAGCCCGACGCGAGGGACGCUACUAUUUUAUUGUGGGCCGGGCGAGUGUCGAUAUCAUCAAGUCUGGUGGCUAUAAAAUUUCAGCUCUUGAGGUCGAGCGUGAGAUCUUGGAGUUGUCUUAUAUAGCGGAAGCUACAGUUGUCGGGGUGGAAGAUGAGGAAUUUGGUCAGAGAGUUGCUGCCGCUAUUCUUCUGGAUUCACACCAAGCUAGAUCUGGGGGCUUGGGGGCAACACUCACCAUUGACCAGCUCAGAGCAGACCUAAGGAAAAAGCUUCCGGGAUACAAGCUGCCGACCUUGCUGCGGGUGGUCGAUAGUGAGCUUCCCAAGGGACCCACAGGCAAGAUUCAAAAGAAGAUACUGGGACCAAAGCUUUUCCCGGUACCGGGCUGGAUGGAGGUCCCAGAGGUUCAACUAAGCGGGCGGAGUCAGAAGGAGAGAGCGAAGUUGUAA
Messenger RNA from Penicillium waksmanii, 1749 nucleotides. RefSeq lists its product as uncharacterized. The transcript is spliced from 3 exons. Gene Ontology annotation, molecular function: medium-chain fatty acid-CoA ligase activity. The record is from RefSeq and is a predicted model, not a curated record. Bases 1 to 1749 code for a protein of 582 amino acids. Gene Ontology annotation, biological process: fatty acid metabolic process. NCBI's taxonomy places the organism in Eukaryota, Fungi, Ascomycota, Eurotiomycetes, Eurotiales, Aspergillaceae.